This is a messenger RNA of Paramecium octaurelia, 663 nucleotides long. NCBI's taxonomy places the organism in Eukaryota, Ciliophora, Oligohymenophorea, Peniculida, Parameciidae. The record is from the annotation of a GenBank genome assembly.
AUGGUUAAUCCUAAAACUUUCAGGUUACAAAUCUAUGGACAAUUCCAUUUGAGUGGAGGUAUUCUAUGCAUAAUAUCAUAGUUCCAAGAAUAUAUUGAGUGUCUUCCUUGUUUAAUAAACCCAUCUAUUUAAUUGCAUCACCUAGAUUAAUUCCUGUAUAAUUUAGAAAAGAAAGNUACAAUGGAGUUUAGAAAUUGGGAAGAGGAUUCUCCCUUAUUGAAUUGAAAGAAGCAGGACUUAAUGCAUAAUUCGCCAGAACAGUUGGUAUUGCCGUCGAUCACAGAAGAAGAAACAACAGUUAAGAAGAAUUGGCAGCUAAUGUUAAAAGAAUCAAGGCAUAUUUGUCAAAAUUAGUCUUAUUCCCAAGAGUUGCUGGUAAACCAAAGAAUGGAGUUGUCAAAGACUCUGCCAACGAAGUUGUUGCUCAACCAGUCACAUAAAAUACUAAUCCAGAAGUAAAAUUGACUUUGAUAACAAAUAGGUCAUCACUUUCUAAAGAACACCAAAGAGAGAGAAGGCUACUGUGAUUUCGAAGGAAUUAAGAGCUAAAAACGUUUACAGAAGAUUAAGAUAAGAAUGGUACAAUGCUAAAUUUGUGGGAGUUAAAGAGAAAAGAAAGUAAGCCAAAGAAACCAAGAAAUGAGUCAAUAUAAUAUAGUGUAC